UGAAGUAGGCUUUCGAAGUCCUGUGUGUCGCCAUGUCAGCAGCUCAGUGGAACGACUCAGAGCCCUCAGACGACGAGGUCACUCAAGACCAGUUUUCUUCUCGAAAACGCAGUACUCGGGCUUGUGACCAGUGCAGGAAGACGAAGAGCAAAUGCGAGCCGUCUCAUGUACCGGGAUCUUGCAGGAGUUGUGCAGUCGGUGGUAACACAUGUACUUUCCUCGGGCCAAGCUAUAAGCGUGGGCCUCCGAAAGGUUACAUUCAAGCAAUCGAACAGCGGUGGCAUCAAGUCGAGGCUCUCUUAGGGGCCAUAAUUGCCUGUUCCGAUUCGCGCGUGCAAAACUUACUGGCAGAGAUUCGAGAGGAUGACUUAGCACGAGAGAUUUUGGACAGGGUGGACACUGGCCCAUUCGGCCCUUCAGGACGCCUUACACAAGCUACCGGGGCUACCAAAGAAGACUUUUUAGCCUGUAUUUUUCGAAGCAAUGAAGGUUCUGUGCGCGAGUCCUCACGGCUCAGGCGUCAGUCUCGCAUGUCUAGAGAAAUUGUAUCAAAAUCAUCCAGAGCUAAUUCAUUGUCCACAUUUCCUACGACGGACUGGCAGGAUCGCUUGACUGCGCGGUUAACAAGGUCUGCCUUCGACAAAGAAGGAACCAGCGGGCAAUCCCAUUCUCCAUCCCGCCCUUCGGACAUGGGUCCCGUAUUACGACGACCUCGGGUAAACGAACCAGUCAUCGCCCCGACCCCACAUCAACCCAACUGGAAUGAGAUGUACACCAUAGAAAGCUUAUCUGACUCAGAUGACGUAGAUGAGUCUCGUGCAACCACGGCCUUCGGCCAACUGUCGUUGGAUGAAAAUCAAGAGAUUCGAUAUCACGGAAAAACAAGCGGCCUCCAUCUCCUUUCGAGGAGUGAUCGUUUGGAUAAACGCAAUGAAGGAGGGGUUUGGAGACUCCCUAUGGCCCGAUUUUGGCCAUCUACCAAAGCUAACAUGUCAUAUGAUGCGCCUGAGAAUGACAUAAACGUCAAAUUACCUCCACCACCUGUUCAAGAUCAACUUGUCAACCUAUACUUCUCCUACGCCCACCCGAUGUUCCCUGUCAUUCAUAAGGGUCGGUUUUUGCGAGAGUGGAACGAAUGGAAGCGAAAGUGGGAUUUUAAUUCUUAUCGUUUUUUAUUUGCUCACUGCAGUGGAAGGAGCAACCCGGCUACGCCUGAAGCCAGUGGGAGCUCGUCUUCGCCGCAGCCGGAACCAUCACAAACUGUUACCAAACUGCUCCUUCUCUCCAUGUUCGCUGUUGCUGCUCGUUACCUUGACAGGCCGAAUCCUGGGUCGACGGAUAAAUUAUGGGAAAAUACUACGUGUGAACAUUUUGUCCAAGCGAAGAACAUUCUAGCGCAAGUAUAUCAAAGUUGUCGGGCUACCACAUGUCAGGCGUUACUCCUCUUAGGCCACCGUGAAUUCGGGAUAGGCUCCAUGGAGCAAGGAUGGCUUUAUAUUGGAAUGGCCAUUAGGAUGGCAUUGGAUCUUGGACUAAAUCGUUCCGCGGACGAUUGGCAGUGCAACGGAAAGAGAAUGUUCUCCGCUGAGGAGAACCAAGUCAGGAAACAAAUUUGGUGGGCAUGCUGCAUAGCAGACAAGCAUACUUCCAUCUAUAUGGGGCGUCCUGUUUCUAUAAGGGAGAAUGACUAUGAUACGCUCUUCCCUGACGCUGACGAGUACGAGGAUGAAGGUGGCGCCGAUUUGGUCACUCGCCAACCAUUCUCAACUAUACUAGUAAUGCAAUGUUUCCGUGCUGCCGCAUCUCUCUCUGUAGUCAUAGGGUCUAUCUCAUCCCAAGUUUAUCCGGUCAAGGCCACCAGGCGUGGUUCGAGGCGUGCAAUUCUAAGCGAUCUCGAAGCCCGCCUGGAUCAGUGGUAUCACCAGCUUCCGGACGGCCUUAGUUAUGACCCAGCCAGCAAGCGUAUUGUUCCACCACCUCCGAUCCUGUUUAUCCAUAUCAAGUACUGGUCCGCUGUCUUACUACUGCACAGAGCCUUCAUUCCAAAUUGGAGUGGCUCGGAUUCUGACUUAUACAACAAGCCUGGUAAUUCAGAUACAACGACGCUCAAGGCAUUUGAUCUAUGUCAGGGCGCUGCUACAUAUAUCAGCAAUAUUGUAACAACCUAUCGUGAGAAUUUCGAUAUUAAACACAGUACACCAUUCCUUUCUUCCUAUCUUCUCAGUGCUGGCAUUAUGCAUAUCCUUACAUUGACGCUAUUUCCCUCAAACGUCCAAGCGUAUAUUGGGCUUCGACAGCUGCUGGCCGCCUUGCAAGAGAUGCAAGGGACGUGGCCAAGCAUGGGGAGAACAUGGGAUCUCCUGAAUGGAGCCAAGGUGAAGGUCGACAGUAAUAUUGCCCUACGGCUUGAACAGAAUGCUGAUCGGCAAAAACGUGGCGCGGACGACGCGUUUGGGCGAGAGAAGUGCCCCGAUUCGCCUCAGCAGGAGGUUUUUGCUGAUCCUGCAGUAACGGAGUUCAUGACGCCCACCGGAGGGAUCCAAGACAUGAGCACUCGCAUGAUGGCUCAAAUGCUGGGAUUAGACAUCCCAGGCAUCGACCUUGCCACAUCAUGUCAUCCUGGAUAUGAACCGUGGCCCCAAACAACGACUUCCUCUAAUCCUCAGCCAUACUUGCAGCCUCCAAUCGUAAAUAUCUCUGCUCAGGGUGCACUUCCUCCCCUGUGUUAUCAGCCCAGCUGGUUGGAUCAGGAGUGGGAAUCGCAAGCGUCCACACCUAUCAGCUAUCAAUAUGGUCAUGGACCCUUUAGUGGUUAUUAUUAACGCCUUUUUCUCUCUCUCUUUCUUUUAUUUUUCUUCCAUCUUCGGGCUUGCUUGUAUGUAUGAUUUUGAUUAUUCGAUGUAGAAUAUCGUUGGAUUAAUAUUAGUCCAACUUAAUAACCAGUUUGUCAGUAG
Molecule: messenger RNA, 2954 nt
Organism: Pisolithus orientalis
Lineage: Eukaryota; Fungi; Basidiomycota; Agaricomycetes; Boletales; Pisolithaceae
Product: fungal-specific transcription factor domain-containing protein
Exons: 24
Coding region: 33-2822 (929 amino acids)
Biological process (GO): regulation of DNA-templated transcription; DNA-templated transcription
Molecular function (GO): zinc ion binding; DNA binding; DNA-binding transcription factor activity, RNA polymerase II-specific
Source: RefSeq, a predicted model, not a curated record